Messenger RNA from Clarias gariepinus (North African catfish), 1825 nucleotides. It is a transcript of the gene suv39h1a, whose product is annotated as SUV39H1 histone lysine methyltransferase a. The coding region runs from base 223 to 1458 and encodes 411 amino acids. Lineage: Eukaryota; Metazoa; Chordata; Actinopteri; Siluriformes; Clariidae. The transcript has 6 exons. Gene Ontology annotation, cellular component: nucleus. The record is from RefSeq and is a predicted model, not a curated record. Gene Ontology annotation, molecular function: protein binding; histone H3K9 methyltransferase activity; zinc ion binding.
AACCAAGCCUAAAUGUUCUCUUUUUUUAUGUUUUUUUUUUGGGGCGCAGUAUAUGUUUAAAAAAGCUUAUCGCAAUCCAGUCAGAAAAGGAGUAAUGUAAUUGACCAAUAAGAAUCGAGUAGCUUCCUCUUGGCAACGUCUCAACCAAUCACUGCAGUGAAAUGUGAACUGCUUACUUUCUGCGUAUUUGAACCACGUUUCAGGAGAGCUGUGUCACGAGGAAUGGCGCUGUAUUUAAAAGACUGCAGUGUGUCUUGCACAUACUCAUGGGGUGAGCUGCAGGCUCUUUGUAGGAGAUACAGAUUAGUGUGCAAGCAGCUGGCUGUGACUGAGGACGACUUCAAUGACUAUGUGGUGGAUUAUCUCUGUAAUUAUAGAAAAAUUAAGGGCCAGGAAUUUUUCUUGGUAAAAUGGAAAGGUUACUCGGAAUCAGAAAACACAUGGGAACCAUCCAAAAAUCUCAAAUGCCCUAAACUUCUCCAGCAGUUCCGCCAUGACAUGCGUUUAGCACUGCUUCGGUCCAAUAGGCCUCUGGACUCAACUUCGCUGAAUGCCUCUGCAGUUUCCUUCAUCCUCCAGAGAGCCAAGCAGCAUGUCAAGCUGCGGCGCUGGGAAGAAGAACUCAACCGAGCCUGUCAGCACAAAGGACGCAUCUUCGUCAGGAAUGAUGUGGAUCUGGACGGCCCUCCUACAAACUUUACGUACAUCAACAGUAAUAAGAUUGGGGAAGGUGUAGAGUCCAGCAAAUCAGCAAUAGGCUGUGAAUGCACAGACUGUAUUAAAGCCCCUGUAAAAGGCUGCUGUGCUGGUGCUUCAGAUAAUUGCACAGCAUAUAAUGACAAAAUGCAGGUGAAAAUCAGGCCCGGGAUGCCCAUCUAUGAAUGUAACUCACAGUGCCAAUGUGGGAUAGACUGCAGGAACAGAGUGGUGCAAAGGGGUAUCCAGUAUGACUUGUGUAUCUUUAAAACAGCUAAUGGGAGAGGCUGGGGUGUGCGUACCCUUGAAAGAAUUCCCAAGAACUCGUUUGUCAUGGAGUACCUCGGUGAGGUCAUCACCUCCGAGGAAGCUGAAAGAAGAGGACAGAUUUAUGAUCAGCAGGGUGUCACCUACUUGUUUGAUCUGGAUUAUGUGGUUGAUGUCUUUACGGUGGAUGCUGCUCACUAUGGAAAUAUUUCCCACUUUGUUAACCACAGUUGUGACCCGAACUUGCAGGUGUAUAACGUUUUCAUAGAUGUCUUGGACGAACGGCUUCCCAGGAUUGCUUUCUUUGCUAGACGAGCAAUACGGGCAGGAGAGGAGCUCAAUUUCGACUACAAAAUGACAAUUGAUGAGCUAGAUGCAGAAAGCACCAAGAUGGACGCUAAUUUCAGCAUGGUGGGACUUACAGACACUCCUAUCAAUCCCAUCCGCAUGGAGUGCAAGUGUGGAGCAAAGAGCUGCAGGAAAUACUUGUUUUAGUCCUGCCUUCAAAGGUUAAAUCUACAUACUACAAUUUGUAUGUAUUCACUUUAUAAACGUUUCUUUUGUGUAGUUAGUUUAUGUAAAGCUUACCUUUUAGAUAAACUUUAUAAUGCAUUAUAAUAAAGCCAUAAUGCAUUUAACUAAUUUCCAGUUAAAUUGACCAAAACAGUGCCUGCAUUUGUAAUAUUUAUUUUCCUAUCUCAACUCUUAUUUUAAUUGAUUUUAAUGUUUGCAUUUUUACACCACGUUUUUAUAUACUGUUGCUUAUUUGAUAUUUUAAUUAAAACGUUAUAUGCUUAAAAUUGAUACAUUUAUUUCUUCAUUUAUUCUUAGUAACUGAUUUGUCCUGGUCAGUGUUAAAGUA